AUGGAAGCAGAGAUACAAGCUUUGGAGGAGCUUGGAAAGCAACUUUUCCUGGAAAUAUAUGAACUUCGCCAAGCUAAGUAUGUGUCCCUCUUAUUCAUUGGGAUGCUGGUCAUCAUAUCAGUUCGGGGAUUCUUGAAUAAUUUGAUGAAAUUCUUCUUUGCUGUUUCCAGAGUUGGGAGUGGAUCUUCAAGCAACGUUGUCCUUUUUCUUUCUGAAAUCAUGGGAAUGUAUUUUAUUUCUUCCAUUCUAUUGAUUAGGAAAAGCUUGGCGACAGAAUACAGGAUGAUCAUAACUGAUGUACUGGGUGGAGACAUUCAAUUUGAUUUCUACCAUCGGGGGAAACCGUAUGAUGAUAGAUAUACGUCCAAUACAAUGAAAGGAAUAUCGUGCGGAGAAAAUUUGAUAAAAAGAUAG
Fraxinus pennsylvanica is the source of this 414-nucleotide messenger RNA. The record is from the annotation of a GenBank genome assembly. Lineage: Eukaryota; Viridiplantae; Streptophyta; Magnoliopsida; Lamiales; Oleaceae.